Vollenhovia emeryi is the source of this 2950-nucleotide messenger RNA. It is a transcript of the gene temp, whose product is annotated as protein prenyltransferase alpha subunit repeat-containing protein 1. The transcript has 2 exons. The record is from RefSeq and is a predicted model, not a curated record. Gene Ontology annotation, molecular function: protein prenyltransferase activity. Lineage: Eukaryota; Metazoa; Arthropoda; Insecta; Hymenoptera; Formicidae. Gene Ontology annotation, cellular component: cytoplasm. Bases 710 to 2002 code for a protein of 430 amino acids. Gene Ontology annotation, biological process: protein prenylation.
ACACAUUUUUAAAGAUCUGCUCUAUUUCUGCCGCCAAUCUGCUAUUUAAACAUGUUAUCAAGCUUUGUUAUAUUUCAGUUGAUGUUUUGCCAACAAUCAUGUGAUAUAUCAGAGCCUGUAUCAAAUCUGUAGUCUUCCCGUCGAGAAAAUUUGGAAGCAGAGUUUCCUCAAAUCUGUUCUCUACAGGCUUGGCCGUCUGGAUAGAUUCAUUCUCGCGAAAAUUUGAUCGGGACGUUCGUCGCGUGUAUCUACGUGCCGCGUGGAAAUUUAAGCGUCGCGCCAAGAGUGAAACCAGUUUCGUUCGCGCGGCGGCGACGCGGGCCGUGGGUUGGCGAGCCUGGGCGCGGCACAGCCCGACUCGCAGUCAACUUCGCGCCGCGCGCGCGUGCGCGCGCAGCCGUGCGUGGCCGCCGUACUCCGGCGGCGCCUUCGCAGAGCGAGGAGCCGCACCGUCGCGUACAUACAUACGUACGCCGUGUGGUGUAAGGGGACCCGCAACGGGGGACGUGCCGUGCCGUGCCGCGUCGUGCGGUGGCGGGGCCGGAAAGAGGGAGCGAGACAGGGUGAGCGGGCGCAGGAAAGAGGGUGGAGGAGAGAGAGAGAGAGAGAGAGAGGAAGCGGGAGCGGACGCGAGGGUGGUGUGGUCACACUGGCGCGUCCGCCGUCGACUGACAACGUCCACGAGGGAGAGUGUGAUGCGGCUCGCGCGAUGGUGGACAACGAGUUCCCGGCCGCCGAGAAGAUCCUCCGCGACAUCGAGAACACCGUCCGGAGGAAUCCCGCCAUAAAGAGCUUCGUGAUCCUGCCGAUGGAGGAUAGCGAGAACCGGUCGCCGGUGUUCCACCAGGAGGACAGCCUGGGCCUGGCGUCGUGGUGCGUCCAGCCGCUCUACGUGUACACGUACCGACGGCUGCUGGAGUACCGGCGGACGCGGCAUCAGCGGCGCGAGGAGCCCAGCACCGUGGCGAGAUGGCUGCUGGGCGCCCUGCUGUUCAACCCGAGCGUGACCAUGUUCUGGAACAUGCGGCGGGAGCUGGUGCGCGCCGGCAGGCUGGACCCGCGCGACGAGCUGUCGUUCACGCGGCCGGUCCUCUAUCACACGCCCAAGUGCUUCGAGGCGUUCUCGUAUCGCAGCUGGCUGAUGCCGUACGUCCUGGACGCCGAGCGGACCGACGUCGCCGAGGCGCUCGCCAACGACGAGCUCGAGCUCGUGCAGACCUGCGCCGAUCGCUACGCGAACAACUACCACGCGUGGAGCUAUCGCCGCUACUUGGUCACCCUCUCCGAGUCCCGCGGUCUACGGCGGCUCAGUCUGGACAACGAAUGGAUGAGCACGUUCGUCUGGUGCCGGCAGCAUGUGUCCGACCAUAGCGCGUACUCCUAUCGACAGUUCCUGCUGCGUAAGUACAUCCAGGCGGUGGUCUCCUCGGGCGGCAGGGAGGCGCACGACAGCCCCGGUUAUCACGUCGUCAUGCACGACGGCCCGUUCCUCUACAUGGGCCGCCACGAGCUCGACGACGACGAACGGACGUUGCUGGAGCGUAUCAGCGAGGUCGCGCGUCUCGAGCGCGAUCACGGCUACUCGACCACCGACGUCCGCAAACUCAGGUGCUACCUAAUGGCGUUGUCGUACUGGACGGAGGAGUGCUCGCACAACGAGCAGUACAUCAGCCUGCACGACAAUCACGAGACGCUGUGGUGCCACCGCAGGUUCCUGGCGCACCUGAUCGCCGUCCUCACCGCCGCGUACGCGAGACACGCCUGUUAUCGCGAGGACGAUUUCUGGGACGCUCGAUGCCACGACGCGCCGUCGCUCGCACCGCUCCUACGCGACAGACGUUUCACCGCCGACGACGACCUGCUGAUGGCGGCGCACGUGAUGCUCGUCAAGUCCUUUUGCUCCAUCAGCCUCGGUAUUAUCGAGAUGGCGGUCAAGCGCCCGCAGGAAAAAGUGUUCAUCGAGAGAUUCUGCACGUAUCUCGAGAGAAUAGGCUUGCGAUGAUCGGGAUUGGCGCGCGAGAUUUUCGGCCUGACGAAGGCGCGACGAGCUGAUCGAAGUUUCGCUUGUCAGGAAGUGAUAAGCGCGGGGAAUCGCGUGUUAAUUCUCGCGCAAUAAUUUCAUUGCAGCAUAAUUUCUCUUCUUCUCUCUUUCUCUCUGUUUUUGUGAUUUCGUAUUGUCCAAAUCGCGUUAAGUCGCAUUCGAUGUGUAUGACGGUCUUCAAUGGCAUACAAGGCAUUUUAUUUUGGAAUAGCCGCAAAAAUGGUUUGCUUCUUUUCUUUCUUCUAAGGCUUUCGGAUACUCUUGGAAUAUUCUUAAGACGUUCGAUUGUGUCGUUCUAUCAGUUGUUUUCUAAUUUUUUAUUUAAUUUAUAUAUUUAUAUCAAUAUCUUUUAAAGAAUUUGUUAGUCAAAUCUCAAACUUCUCGGGGGAUCGUUGAUAUGCAAUUUUUAUUUCUAUGUUGUCUGUCGUUUCUUAGCAAAGGAAAGGCUUUCUUAUUGGAGGAAUAUUUAAAAAAUAUAGAUUUUAUGGAGAGAGUAUACUUUUUAGGAAAGGAAAGUUUUUCACAAUUCUGAAAUUUUCCGGUUUGGUGCUCAAAGAAAUACUCUCUUCGAUUCGCGAGGCGACUCAUUCGCACGUAGUUAGCGCACGAUUGCGAUAAGCAGGAUUCAAUUGUAGAUAGGCGAAAUUGAAUCGUUAUCAAUACUUAAUUUCCGCAUUGUUCGCUCGCGCAGCGAGUCCGACGAGCCAUCGAGUACACCAGUGAUACGUAAAAGUGAAAUUUAAUAUAAUAACGAAUUAUAGAGGAUACGCGAGAAACGAAGAGGCGGAUCCCGUCUCGCCGAGAGAGAUCUCCGUCGAAGGGGGAGUGCGAAAGUUUAGUCGUGAGAACAAUUAUGUAUACUUAUAAAAUAUUGAACGAGGAAAAAAAAUGAAGAUGCUAGUUUUCUAA